Molecule: messenger RNA, 519 nt
Organism: Entamoeba invadens IP1
Lineage: Eukaryota; Evosea; Mastigamoebida; Endamoebidae
Exons: 1
Coding region: 1-519 (172 amino acids)
Source: RefSeq, a predicted model, not a curated record
AUGUUUUUAAUUGCUUUCUUUGCACUUCUUUCAUUCUCCUUUGCAAGAUUUAUUGUUAGUAAUGACACUUCGAUUAAAUUCUUUGCAAUUGAAGAGAACGAAUGUUAUCAAGGUGAAGAUGGAAUUUUCAGAUUGGUGUUAUCUGAAGACUUUAAAACAGUUUAUGUAUUAAAAGGGAGACGUUGUGACGAACUUACAAUGCAAACAACUUACACUUAUGGAUUUGCUGUUACAGAUAAAAUCCCACCAUACUUUGUUAAACAACAAAUGUUGUUCACUUCAAGGUCAUGUAAGAGCAACCCAGAGGCAAGAGACGAUGCUUGGUACUAUCCAUAUGGGUGCCUCAACUUUAGAACUUUUUCGUUGAAUAUUUCUGAGACUGAAAAUGGGUUCCAACAGGCAAGAUUCCAAAAUAACAAUUGUGUUGGGGAUCCAGUCAAAGUCGAUAAGUACGAUUACUUCACUUGCUACAUGAGAAACUUGACUUCUUCAGAGCAAUAUAUUCCGACCGAUCUUUAA